Molecule: messenger RNA, 1699 nt
Organism: Cucurbita maxima (winter squash)
Lineage: Eukaryota; Viridiplantae; Streptophyta; Magnoliopsida; Cucurbitales; Cucurbitaceae
Product: aspartic proteinase NANA, chloroplast-like
Exons: 2
Coding region: 19-1596 (525 amino acids)
Biological process (GO): proteolysis
Molecular function (GO): aspartic-type endopeptidase activity
Source: RefSeq, a predicted model, not a curated record
UCUGACAGGAACGGAGCAAUGUCGUCGAUUUCUCAUCUUUUAAUCCUUUUCUUCGUCGUCUUCUUCUUCUCUCCUCUCACCGUCGCAGUCGCCGAUCAAAGCAAUGCCAAUAAUCUGAAACAAGAAAGCGAUGCCAAUAAUGAAGAACAAGAAUUCGUGAGGCUGGAUCUGAUACACCGCCACCAUCCGGAAGUGGUUAAGAGGCUUCAUGAUGAAAUUAAGGUGGAUAAGAUGGAGGAUCGCAUCAAGGAUAUUCGCUAUCACGAUCAAUCUCGCCUCCGAGCCAUCUCCGCCCACCUGAAUUGGACCAAAGUUGUGGAGAAUGCGGAGGAGAAGGUGAAGGAGGCGUCGGGUUCGAAUCAUCCUCCACAUUCGCAGACGCCAAUAGCAUUGAAAACAUACCCCGGCGCUGAUUUCGGUAGCAGUGAGUUUUUCGUGCAAUUGAAAGUGGGAACGCCGCCGCAGAAGUUCACGAUGAUUGCAGAUACCGGAAGUGACCUAUUGUGGACGAGAUGCAGAUACCGGCGGUGCAGGGGAGAUUGCAGCAACCCCUCUCCGAUCCAUAAAAUGCGUAACAAAAUGAGAGAGAGAUUCAAUUACGCGCUUUAUGCGAAUCAGUCAUCUUCUUUCUCCCCAAUUCCUUGUUCCUCCAAGCAGUGUAUCCAGGAUUUCUCUGAGCUCGGCGGCCAACCCGAUUGUCCAACCCCCAACACCCCUUGUUCCUAUACCUACAGCUACUUAAGUGGGGACCGCGCGAUGGGAAUAUUCGCAACCGAGACGGUAACAGUAAGACUAACAAACGGAAAAGAAAAGCAACUGAAGGACAUUCUAUACGGCUGCACCGAAGAAAUGACUGACAGCCAGUUCUUGGACGGAGCCGAUGGCCUCAUUGGCUUAGGCUCUAGCAUCUACUCCUUCGUCUACAAAGCCGCCGAAAACAACGUCGGCGGCGGCUUCUCCUACUGCCUCGCCGACCACCUCCGCAAUAUAACCGCCAUUAGCUACUUCGUCUUCGGCACCCCCUCCCCCAAGACCUUCUCCGCCUCCACAUCCUCUCCCAUCGGCCCCCCCGCCACCACUAAACUCUUCACCGGCGGCCGAUACAGCUGCUACUACGGCGUCCAACUGUCCGGAAUCUCCGUCGACGGACAGAUCCUGAACAUCCCCCCUCACGUUUGGAACAUCAAGUCCGGUUGCGGCACCAUCUUGGACACGGGCACCAGCCUGACGAUGCUGACGGCGCCGGCUCACGAUGCGGUGAUAGAAGCGAUGGCUCCCAAGAUCGAAAAAUUCGGAAGAAUGGAAAAGGAUGUAAAGGGUGAAAGGGAGAAGAACUUCAAACUUUGCUUCAAUGACACUGAGUGGAAUUUUGGUAUGUUGCCGAAGCUUGGAUUCCAUUUCGAAGACGGGGCGGUGUUCGAACCGCCGGAUAGGAGCUACAUCGUUUCGGCGUCAUACCAAUGUAGCUGUAUUGCGAUAACUUCUCUGCCCUUUCCGUCAAUCAAUAUCUUAGGGAAUAUUAUUCAGCAGACUUUCAUUUGGAAAUAUGAUUUACUCAAGGGAUCCGUCACUUUUGCUCCCUCCGAUUGCGCCUAGACCUUCUCCAUUUUCUUUCAUUUAUUACUUCCUUCUUAUUAAUUAUACUCAUAUAAUGUAACAUUAUUCUUUUUUUUUUUUUUUUAAUUUAUUUUUCUAAAUG